Misgurnus anguillicaudatus (oriental weatherfish) is the source of this 2840-nucleotide messenger RNA. Its product is annotated as serine protease 33. The record is from RefSeq and is a predicted model, not a curated record. Gene Ontology annotation, biological process: proteolysis. Gene Ontology annotation, molecular function: serine-type endopeptidase activity. Lineage: Eukaryota; Metazoa; Chordata; Actinopteri; Cypriniformes; Cobitidae.
AUCAAGCAAAAACUGAAAUAAAGCAACAGUUAUCUUAAAUUAUUCAUUAGGGAGUAUAGAAUUACCUUUAUCUCAUGAAGCACCUGUCUGGCUUUUACCUGAAAUUUGAUACUGCAUUGUCUAUAGGUAAGAUAUAAGAGUAUAUAUGGCAGAGGGUCAAAUGACUUGUCUAAAGGAGUGGUCUGUCAAAUAAUGAAACAACAUUUUUAGUUAUUUCUUUGUAAUAUCUAAGCAAAUGUUAUUUAUUUUGGGAAAUAUGUACUAUUUAUAUAUAAAUAUUGUAUUUUUAGUCAUUGCACUGCUCAAUUUUUUAGUUUUAGGACAGAAUACAGAGAGAGAGUCUGUCAGUUUAGUAGACACUAGAAAAUACAGUUUUUUGUUUUAUGAGUCAUUUUUCAAGUGUUAAAAGUAAAUAAUAAAGUUAUUUCUGAAGAUAAAUAUAUUAGGUUUAUUAUAAUGGUACUACACAGUCAGUCUGUUUUAUCAAAUUAAACGUGAAACUCAAAAGACUUUACAAUCAAGGGCAACGAUGAGAAAGUGAAAUAGUUUACAAGCUAAUUCAGGCUGUCUGUCUUUAUUAUAUAAAAAGAAAAUGGCCAGAAAUACGACAAAAAUAUAUAUAAGUUACGAUUUAUCCUAAAUUAAUUUCAUUGAAAAUCUUACAAACUGUUGUCUGUCAGUAAUCUAAGUGUAUAGCACAUUAGGCAGGAAUUCAGCUUUCCUCCACCGUGUGAAUCAUCUCUAUACUGAGAACAACGGGCUCAUUAUUUGGGAGGAGAUUGAAACUCCGGAUUGUGAUUGGAUGCUGCCAGCAGGUAGACACGGACAGGUACUCACUCAGGCAUCCGAAAAUUUCUUAUUUUCUUAGGGCGUUCAUUUCUUCUCUCUUGUUCAUCCUCAAGGUUUAUGUAAACUAUUUUUGUGAAAUUAAGAACAUGUAUCGUUCUCAAAACAAGACAUUGUUUAUCCGUAUCUCGGCGCGAUUGAGGUCUAUUCGGCUUUAAAUAAUUUUGUGCUUUAAAAACAAAACGCGCAUCACACGGACGGAGCUCAUUGCAUUUUUUUCACACAUCUGACUGACAAAUAUUAUUUCUUGUUGGAUAUAGGACCUCUGACAUUACAAGUAAGUGUUUGUUCUUUGUUGCAUUAGACCCCAAGGGUCAUCCUAAGGGCAAACAACCUAAUUUAGGUUUUAAAACAUUUACAUUAUUCUUUACAGAAGACUCUGUCAACACAUUAGAAUGACUGAUUCACUUAAAUCGAUUCACUUGCUGAUUCUCUUGGUUGGGACAGGUGUGUCAACAUGUGAUGCACAAGCAUGUGGUAAGCCACCACUGGGAAAACGCAUUGUAGGAGGAGUUGAAGCAUCGGAAGGGGCAUGGCCAUGGCAAGUGGACAUCCAAACGGUUACGAAUGGCCAUAUUUGCGGUGGAUCCAUAAUUGCAAGAAAUUGGGUCCUUUCUGCAGCACACUGCUUUCCUAAGCCUUCGGAAGUGUCUUCAUAUAAUCUGUACAUGGGACGUUAUCAGCUCAAUGGCAAUAACCAGUUUGAGAUUGUCAGUCAGGUGCAGCGAGUGGUUGUUCCAGAGGGAUACUCUAACCCGCAGGAGGGCAGAGACUUAGCUUUAGUACAGCUGCGCUCCCCGGUCACUUGGUCAGACAGGAUCCAGCCUGUGUGUCUGCCUCAUGCUGGCCUUCAGUUUGAAAGUGGAACCUUAUGUUAUGUCACAGGCUGGGGCCACACUCAAGAGGGGGUAUCCCUCACUGGAGCUAGGACACUGCGGGAAGUGCAAGUGCCCCUUAUUGACCAGUAUUCCUGCCAAUCCAUGUACCAGAUUCCACCAUCUGAUUCAGAAAAGGUGAACAUCCUAUCAGACAUGAUCUGUGCCGGAUAUGUGGAGGGAGGCAAAGAUUCCUGUCAGGGGGACUCUGGUGGCCCUCUAGUUUGUCCUGUUGUCAAUGGGACAUGGGUUCAGGUAGGAGUGGUAAGUUUUGGACUUGGGUGUGCUCAAAGAAACCGACCAGGUGUCUACUCCAAAGUCUCAAGUUUUGCGAGCCUCAUCCGCUCCACAGUUCCAGAAGCUCAGUUGUUGGGUCAUGCUUCAAAGAGUGAAAGUCAAACGCUUUUGAUUCUAGGCCUCUUUUUUGCAUUAGUGCUCUUUUGGAUACAGUAGAUUAGUUACGUUGAUGUACCACACGUACCAGGGAAAUUUAACGAAAAGUGUGGUUAUGGUAUUGUGUAAAAAGCAGCAAACCCGGUUUGCUGGUGUCGCAUUGACUUGCCAUGAUGCUGUGUUUUGAAUGCUGUCAUGAUGGUAAAUGUUAUGAAUGAAUGUAAGACAAAACAAGUGCACAUUUUUAUUAAGGAUAUAAUAUGUGACAUGAUGAAAUGAAAAAAAAUAUUCCUAAGAUUCCUAAGACCUCCAAACACUUUAAAAGCCAAUAUCCUAAAUCAUGACUUUAUAGAUCUUGUUUUCAAAUUUUAAAUAAAAAAUGAAAUGGCCUUUACUGCAUAUUGUUGCACAUUACAUAUUACCAUGUCAUUUAACAUCAGUGUUGUAAUCUCAUUUGUCUUAAAAGUGGUAUGCUCCCUUUUGCACCAUUCCUCUCUUUAUUCGUUUUUAUGCGUAUGACAUUGGUUUGUUUAGCUUUUAAUUUUCAUUUGAAAUCUUAUCAAUUAUGAUAUGCAUACUUGUCGUGGUCUCUCCCUUCUCCCUUUUUUUUUAACAAUGUAAAGCAUGUUUAAUGGUUUUUAUACAUAAAAUGUGUUACAUGCAGUUGUUCAUAUGAUUUUUGUACCUAAUGAAAACAAUAAACCUCAAGAACUGUUGUUUCUAGUG